This is a messenger RNA of Solea senegalensis (Senegalese sole), 2139 nucleotides long. RefSeq names its product intraflagellar transport protein 88 homolog. Bases 1 to 2139 code for a protein of 712 amino acids. NCBI's taxonomy places the organism in Eukaryota, Metazoa, Chordata, Actinopteri, Pleuronectiformes, Soleidae. Gene Ontology annotation, molecular function: kinesin binding. The record is from RefSeq and is a predicted model, not a curated record. Gene Ontology annotation, biological process: non-motile cilium assembly; intraciliary transport; kidney development. The transcript has a single exon. Gene Ontology annotation, cellular component: non-motile cilium; centriole; ciliary basal body.
AUGAGCAGCAACAAAAUAACUUUUGAAUUCCCUGGCCCUGGUAUUGAAGCUAGGCCUUUAGCUUCUUCACUGGGUUCCUGGAACCAUACAACCUCCCCAAUGGGCAGACCUAUGACUGAAGUUGUGCAGGCUAGAGCUGUAACCCUUGGUUACAGGUCCUCCCUGACCUAUGGAUCAUCCGUUGAUCUUCUAGGCCAGUCCAGAAGUCGUUUCCCUUCAAUAGAAUCAAAUAGUGAGGACAUGACUGAGGAGAUCAUAAUCCUGGAAAAGAAAGUGAAAGACCUGAUAGAAGAAAGCUGUAUGGCAAAGAGUACCGGAGACUUACAACUGGCUCUUGAAAAAGCCAAAGAGUCAGGGAGGAACGAGAGAGUGCUGGCAAAUCUAAGGGAAGAGUCAGGCAGUUGGAACAUUAACGUAGUCCUUACCUGCUCAGUUUUGCUCAAUCUUGCCAACCAGUACGAGAACAAUGAAAUGUACACAGAGGCUCUAAACACCUACCAGCUCAUUGUGAAGGACAAGAGGUUUAUUAAUGGGGGAAUUCUUAGAGUCAACAUGGCAAAUAUCUACUUCAAAAAGAAAAACUAUACCAAAGCAAUUAAGUUCUACCAAAUGGCACUAGAUACAAUUUCCAAUGAUCACAAGAUUAUGAGGAUGAAGAUCAUGCAGAAUAUUGCCAUGGUCUUUGUUCACAUAGGCCAAUAUUCAGGUGCCAUAACGUCACUUGAACACAUAAUGACUGAGAGCCCCAAUAUCAGGACAGGCUUCAACCUUGUCCUAUGCUUCUACGCCAUUGGUGACUCGGAGAGGAUGAAGAAGGCCUUUCAGAACCUCAUUUCAGUUCCUCUUGGCAUCAUUAACAAAGAUAAGUUCAUUCCAUCUGAUGACGAUAACAGUGCAAAUACAGCAAUUGAGGGAACUAAGAAAGACAAACUUCACCACAUGGAGAGAAAUGUAAAUGCCCUGGCUCUUAAGUAUAUCAUAACUGCAGCUAAGCUCAUUGCUCCAGUUAUUGAGACUUCUUUAGCAACUGGUUUAGACUGGUGUAUGGACUUGGUGAAGAGUUCUCAGUAUUCUGAGGCAGCCAAUGAUCUGGAGAUCACCAAGAUCAUUAACUCUCUUAGAAAGAAGGACUUUAACCUACAUGUGGUAGUUGAAACCCUGAAAACAUUAGUGAGGAAGGACAGCAGCGUGAAGAUUGCAGCUGCCACCAACCUCUCUUCCCUUUAUUUCCUGAAGACUGACUAUGAACAGGCUAAGCAAUAUUCUGAUUCUGCCAUGAAUGCUGAUAGCACUAACCCAACAGUGCUUGUCAACAAGGGCAACACAGAGUUUGUCAAGCAGGAGUAUAAAAAGGCCACAGAAUUCUACAAAGAAGCAUUGAGAAGUGAUUCCUCUAGUACUGAGGCCCUCUAUAAUCUGGGUCUAUCCAAUAAGAAACUGAAUUGUUUGGAGGAGUCUCUGGACUGCUUUCUGAAGCUUCAUGCCAUUCUGAGGAACAAUGCCCAAGUUAUGUACCAGCUGGCCCACCUUUAUGAACUUCUUGAGAAUCCCAAAGAGGCAAUCAAGUGGUUGAUGCAGGUCAUCAGUCUAACUCCCACUGACCCCAAAGUGCUGGCCAAACUGGGAGAGCUGUAUGAUCAUGAGGGGGACAUGCCCCAGGCUUUACAAUAUUACUAUGAGUCUUUCAGAUGUUUCCCUUCCAACAUUGAUGUGAUCAAGUGGCUUGGAACCUACUACUACAAGAAUCAGUUCUUUGAAAAAGCUAUUCAGCACUUUCAAAGAGCUUCUCUCAUCGAACCAACGCAUGUGCAGUGGCAGCUUUUGGUGGCAAGCUGCUACAGAAAAAGUGGAAACUACCAAAAAGCAUUGGACAAAUAUAGAGACAUCCACCACAGGUUUCCACAGAAUGUACAAUGUCUGCAUUUCCUGGUGAGGCUAUGUGCAGACAUGAAAUUAAAGGAAGGCAGAGAAUACACCACCACGCUAAAAAAGGUGGUGAAGAUGAAGGAGACCAGAGAAUUGCUAAAGGGCAGUACUGAGAACAGCCUGAUGGGGAGACCAAAGAUGGGAGCCAAGAAGCGUGCAGAAGAUGUCACCUUCACAGAUUUAGAGCUGAGAGAUGACCUCCUUCCAGAGUAG